AUGUCCUCCCCCUCAACCCGCCGCCUCCUAAAAGAAAGCACCGACCUCCACAAAAACCCAAGCCCAUACUUCACAGCCGCCCCAAUAAGCGACUCAAACCUCCACGACUGGCACUUCACCCUCGCCGGUCCACCCUCUCCAUCCCCCUACGCCCAAGGCCUCUACCACGGCCGUAUCACCUUCCCAGCCACAUACCCACUCCGACCGCCCUCGUUCCGCUUCCUCACGCCCUCCGGUCGCUUCGAGGUCAAUCGCGAAAUCUGUCUCAGUAUCUCCGGUCACCACGAAGAGACAUGGCAGCCUGCCUGGGGGGUGCGCACUGCGCUUCUGGGGAUUCGGUCCGAGAUCUUUAGUUCGGAGAGUCAGGGGCAGGUUGGGGGGAUGGAGGGGAAUGAUGAGUUGAGGAGGGAGUAUGCGCGGCUUUCGCUUGAUUGGCGGUGUCGGGAGUGUGGGGUUGGGAAUCUUGAGGCUAUGAAGGAGUUGUGGGGGGUUUGUCGGGAACGUGGCAUUGAGGUUGAGGGUGAGGUUGAUGGUGUUAAUGGUGGUGUCGAGGGUCAGCGGGAGAUCGAGGGACCUCGGGAGACGGUCGAGGUCGAGGAUAAGGCUGAUGCUCCGGCUCCGGCUUCGAGUGGGGAUACUAUUCCUGUUGGAAAUGAGGGCCAAGCUCCGGUGGAUCAUGCUGUAAAGAGUCCUCUGGCUGCGGAAUCUGUUCCGGCUCCUUCUGCGCCUGUACUGGUGCCGGCGGCACAACCACAACCACAACCACAAUCACAGGCCCCGGCUGCAGCUGUUAUGCCUACGCAGACCAGCUCCCCUCAAUUAGCUUCGACGGAGUCUCCAUCUGAAGGUGUCUGGCUGGACCGGGCUAUCAUUGGUGUGAUCGUUGCGCUUGUCUUGUUGAUAUUGCGCCGAGUGGCGAACGUCGACGAUCUGUAA
Messenger RNA from Penicillium concentricum, 936 nucleotides. RefSeq names its product ubiquitin-conjugating enzyme E2. NCBI's taxonomy places the organism in Eukaryota, Fungi, Ascomycota, Eurotiomycetes, Eurotiales, Aspergillaceae. The record is from RefSeq and is a predicted model, not a curated record. The transcript has a single exon. The coding region runs from base 1 to 936 and encodes 311 amino acids.